AUGUUUGAUGGUUACUUGGGAAUGGAUUUGGUCUGGUCCGCGUGCACGGGUCCAACCGUGGCCCUAUCCUCGCUCAUUUCGCGAAUUGCAUCCAAAGUAAUGCCCUCCUCCACUUGGUGCGAAGUCUGCGAGUGUAACGAUCAACGGUGUCACAUGUUUCUUUGUUUCUUAGCAAUGAUGUGCAAGGGUGUGGCUGAUGUUGCUGCUGACAUGGACGAGGCAAGGUUGUCUGCUGAACCCCGCAAUGUUGGUUUGCUUAGAGUGUAUUGCACGUGA
Messenger RNA from Hydatigera taeniaeformis, 276 nucleotides. The record is from the annotation of a GenBank genome assembly. Lineage: Eukaryota; Metazoa; Platyhelminthes; Cestoda; Cyclophyllidea; Taeniidae.